Messenger RNA from Candidula unifasciata, 4373 nucleotides. The record is from the annotation of a GenBank genome assembly. Lineage: Eukaryota; Metazoa; Mollusca; Gastropoda; Stylommatophora; Geomitridae.
GCAGCAGAUGAAGAAUACUUAACAACCUUUGAGAUUAAUCAGUAUAAUGGAGUCAUUACUCUGACUCGAACACUUGAUUAUGAGAAGCACAGUUACUACCAGUUCAAAGUCAUGGCAGAGGACACAGGUGGUUUGAAGGCAGAUCCUGCUGGCUUUGUUGUGUAUGUUUUUGAUGUUCAGGACAGUCCACCAAAUUUUAUCAACCUACCAUACAGCAUACAAAUUGAUGAGGAUGUUUUAGUGGGUACUUUAAUACAAAAAGUAGUGGCUGUUGAUGGUGACAGAGGGAUUCCCAAUAAUAUCACCUACACCUUUGAAACAGGAGACUAUGAGAAUUUCCAGCUUGAUCCCAAAACUGGACAGAUAACAGUCAAAAAACCACUGGACCGUGACUCUGUGAACAUGAGGAACACAGGCGGUGUCUAUGCCAUGAAUGUGAAGGCAGCUGAAGUUGUACCUCCAGGACAGGAGAAUUACGGGGAAACAACUGCGACCACCCUCGUCACAAUAACAGUUCGAGAUGUCAAUGACAAUGGACCAACUUUCAAUCAACGAAAUUACUCAGCCACAAUUUUAGAAAACAUGCAGCAUAAUGUGCCUGUUUCCUUUCAAGGAAGCAUGAUGGUGGUUUCAGACAUUGAUCAGGGCACCAACAGCCAUUUCUCUCUUAGUUUUCAAAAGGAUGGUCAGCCAUACUAUGAUUUUUCACCACUUCCACAAGAAAUUUAUUCGGAGUCGUCUGUCCUGAUAAGGGUGAACAACUCUAAUACCUUGGAUUAUGAGAAAAGUCACAGAGUUGUCUUUGAGGUUGUGGCUAGAGAGUUAGACACUACAGAAAAGAGAUCAAGCACUGCAACUGUUACUAUAGACACUGAAGACAUGAAUGAUAAUGCUCCUGUUUUUGAAAAGACAGAUUACACCUUGACAGUGAAAGAAAACACAUCCAUUGGGAUGUCUGUAGCUCAGUUCAAUGCAUCUGAUGCAGACUCUGGUACUUAUGGAAAAAUUACUUAUUCACUCCGUGGCGGUAAUGGGAAAUUUGCAAUUGACCAAACUACUGGUGUCCUUCGAGUAACAGAUAAUAUCGACAGAGAGCAAAAUGAAGAGUUCUACUUAACAGUAGAGGCAAAAGAUGGAGGUGGCCUUCGAACUCCUGCAGAAGUUACUGUGACAGUUUUAGAUGAGAAUGACAACAAACCAGUGUUUAGAAGAAAUGAUUAUGAAGGAAUUGUUAAAGAAAAGGCUGCCACUUUUCAGAGACCUUUGAGAGUAGAGGCCUUUGAUAGUGAUGAGGCCAACACAAACAACAGUAAAGUCUCAUACAGACUUGCGGCUACACCCCCUGGCCUAGCCACCAACUUUAGCAUUAAUGCCUCCACUGGAGAAAUUAUGCUAACUCAUCCUCUUGACUAUGAGAAGCUGAACUCAACACUGAAUGGGCUAGUAACUUUAACAGUGGAGGCUUAUGAUGCGGGCUCUCCAAGAAUGUUUUCUCAAGUGUUAGUGAAUAUCACGGUUGAAGAUAUCAACGAUUUUGCCCCAGUAUUUUCUCAGUCAGAAUACUCCUCAAGUAUACCUGAAAACUCACAAGAAGUCAGCGCAGUUGACUAUGAUGGCACUAACCCGAAUAAUGACCUUAUCUAUCGCAUUGAAAGUGGGGCACUGGACAAGUUUAGGAUCAACUUUAAGACAGGAGAAGUACAAGUUGACAAAGGGGCAGAACUAGACAGAGAAACGAGGGCUGAGUAUGUACUGACUAUUUCAGCUAUAGACAGAGGCACACCCUCUCUGUCAAGUACAUGCACAUUAAAGAAAUAUUUUGGCAUAAAUUCCAACACUGGUGAAGUGUUUGUGCUAAAUAACUUGGAUCGAGAAACUGCAGUUCGAGUCAUUCUUGAGAUUAUAGUGCAUGAUAAAAGGGCAACUGUUGGUGACCAGACUGCCAAAGGAACGUUGUCUGUCAGGAUUCUGGACUACAAUGAUAAUGCACCAGUUUUUCUUCCGUCAUCAACAUACAAGGUGAAUGUGUCAGAAGCAGACAGUGCUCAGUCCAUCUUGCUACAAGUGUCAGCCAUUGAUGUAGAUGAAGGCCAGACUGUCAGUUACAGCAUUGGAAAUGGCACCGUCAAUUCGUUUGCUAUAAGCAGUGAUGGCACAAUUCAUUUAAUUUCAAUGCUUGACCGAGAGACUCAUGAACGAGUAGAGUUUCAAGUGAUUGCCAAAGACAACGGCGUCCCUCCACUGGUGUCCACAGCAACAGUCAGUGUCCUUGUCCUUGAUGCCAAUGACAACCAGCCGGUUUUCAGCCCGUAUAACAUCACAUUCAAGACUUCUGAAGACGCCAUUGUUGGAUCUGUGGUUACAACAUUCAUUGCAGCAGAUAAGGACAGUGGUGAUUUUGGAAAAGUAUUUUACAAGCUGGCAGGCCCAGACAGUGCUGAGGGAAGCUUUGUUAUUGGCGAAGACUCAGGCAAGCUCACUGUUGCUAAACAACUGGACAGAGAAACAAAAGCCGAGUACAGGUUUGAAAUUGUGGUCACAGUGGUCAUAGCUGAUGUGGAUGACAACCCUCCUAUCUUCACCAGUGUAGUUCCACAGGAACCUGCUGUCCCUGAAUCACUGACUCUCAAUCAGACUGUUGCAACUGUUGCAGCCGAGGAUGCCGAUGACAAGAACACUGACAGUGGUCUUGUUCUUUACUAUUUGACAAGUGAAACAAAUGCUACUAGGAAGGACAACUCAACACUCUUCAAAGUUGACUCCAAAACUGGUGAGAUUAAGGUGGCUUCCUUACUGAAAGGCUACUCGGGGAUCUUUUAUGUCACUGUGAUGGCCACAAAUAAGUUACAGAAUUUUCGACCAACCAAGCGGAUUGUCAUUAAGAUCUUAGAUGUCAAUGAUUACCAUCCAAAGUUUGUCAAGCCAAAUAUGGAUGGUUCUUUGGCUUAUGUUUUAGAGAAUUCAGAGAAGGGAACUUCUGUGUUCACAUUAGAAGCUGUUGAUGAAGACACUGGACCAAAUGGAGAAAUACAUUAUUCUAUCAUUCCAAAUUCAAAUAACAAGAAAGAUGGGUCUAAUACUUUUGAAGUAGAUGCACUAUCAGGCUUGAUAACUACUAAAGGAGAUUUAAAUGCUGAAGUAUUAGACAGAUAUGAGCUAACCAUUCAGGCUACAGAUCAAGGGUACCCAGACCCUUUCAGCACCUCAGUGACCUUGUUCAUUGUAGUUCUUGACAAGAAUGACCACAAGCCAGAAUUCAGUGGCUACUCUGCACCUUAUUUCAUCAACAUGGUGGAGAACAAGGCUGUCUGUGCAAAUGUCAGCCUGGCCAUUGACAGAGAUUUGAACACAACAUAUACGUCUAUCUGCUACUAUUUAAUCGGUUCUUCGUUGAUGGAUACUUUCAUGUUAAACACACAGACAGGCAUGCUGUGUCUCAACAAAACACUGGACAGGGAGACAACACCCAUGGCAGACAUUGUGAUACAAGCUCUUGAAGAUUGUUACAGGUCUGACAUCAAAACUGACAAAAUACAUCCCCUAGAACCUGGCGAGCUUUAUCCACCCAUGUACCAGCCUUCUAAUACAGACAAACUCUGGAUUGAAAUACAGUUUCACAGCAAAGAUCUGGCUCUGGGAGUCACACGUGUCACUCAGUAUGGCAAAUUUAUUUUGGAUUUGAAUGAAAAUGUGGCAGACCCAGAUUCACCCAGAUGGGGGGUGGAUUAUUUUAUAGCAACCUCAAACUUCACCGCUAACCCUGAGGCACUCAAGCAAGAAAUUGAAGGUCUGGGCAUUGUAGAGCCAUUCAAGCUGUUCAGAAAUGGAUCCGUGAAAACUAACAUGUACUUUCAGCCUCAGAUGUCUGGCUCCUUCCUUGUGGAUCUAAAAGUUUUUGACAAAGGUGGUCUUUGGGAUUCAGCUAAACUCAGGAUUUCACUUAUCAGUGAUGACCAGAGAUUGAUAAUUGUGUUCAGAAGAAAAAUUGACAACGUGGCUCCAGUCAAGGAUGAUGUAGCUAGUCAUAUCGGAUCAAAAGUUGGCUGCCGUAUUGUUGUGGAUUCCAUCCAGACUCAUGAGUCAGAAACAGGUCAAGCUGAACUGGGAAAAACUGACAUGUUUAUACACGGAGAGGACAUUUCAACAAAUGAAGUCAUCCCAGCAGAAAAGUUACUCAGUAUGAUUGAUCAGAAGAGCACAUUACUUAUGGAUCUCCUUAAUAACUACAACAUAUUGCAGAUUGUAUUAUCCAGGAGAGAUAAAACAGCCAAUGAGCUUCAAGAAAGGCUAAAGAUGGCUCUCAUUCUGGUCUCUGUGAUUCUAGGUGCAAUAUGCAUCAUCUUGUCUGUGGUGCUUUGUUAUAUCUACACAAG